CUAAAUUGUGACAUGUCCAUUGCUACACUCUCCUUCUCUUUCUUUUUCCAAACAAAGAAAUGACUCAAAUCAAAGAGUUCUUCAACAAAUUUCCAAAUUCUAGCAAACACAUUUCCAUCUUAAACAGAAACAAGAAGCUUUCCUUGGCUCUUUUGGCAACUUUGUUGCUUGUUGCUGCUGUAAUCGGCAUUGUUGUUGGAGUCAAUUCGCAUAAAUCCUCCGAUUCUCAGCCUCAUCAUGAGAUCCUCAAAACCUCUUGUAGCAGCACCAGAUUUCCUGAUUUAUGUUACUCAGCCAUCGCCAAUGUUCCUGAAGCUGCCCAGAAAGUGACCAGCCAAAAGGAUGUCAUUGAAUUGUCUUUAAACCUCACCACUACCACUAUUGAGCACAAUUAUUUCACCAUCAAGAAGCUUCUUGCCACUAGGAAGAAGCUCACCGAGCGUGAAAAGACUGCUCUCCAUGACUGUCUCGAGACCAUAGACGAGAGUCUUGAUGAAUUACACAAAGCUGUGGAGGAUCUUCAAGAAUACCCCAACAAAAAAUCUCUAAAACAACAUGCUGAUGACCUCAAAACCCUGUUGAGUGCUGCCAUGACCAACCAAGAAACGUGCCUUGACGGGUUCUCACACGAUGGUGCUGAUAAGCAAGUAAGAAAAGCCCUGUCGAAGGGGGAGGUUCAUGUUGAGCAAAUGUGCAGCAAUGUGCUUGCUAUGAUCAAGAACAUGACAGACACUGAUAUUGCAAAUGAGCAAAGGACAAGCAACAGGAAGCUGAAGGAAGAGGCGGUGGAUGAAAGUGGAUGGCCAUCGUGGUUGUCGGCCGGAGACAGGAAGCUGUUGCAGUCAUCAACAGUGACACCAAACGUGGUUGUGGCGGCCGAUGGCAGUGGAAACUAUAAGACAGUGUCGGCAGCAGUUAAGGCUGCUCCUGAAGGAAGCAGUAAAAGGUACAUUAUCAAAAUCAAGGCUGGCGUUUACAGGGAAAAUGUGGAGGUGACAAAGAAGAAGAAGAAUAUUAUGUUCAUCGGAGAUGGAAGGAAAAAUACUAUUAUUACGGCUAGUAGAAACGUGGUUGAUGGAAGCACAACUUUCAACUCUGCUACAGUCGCUGUUGUUGGAGAAGGAUUCCUAGCCCGAGACAUAACCUUCCAAAACACAGCCGGUCCCUCAAAGCAUCAAGCAGUUGCUCUCCGAGUGGGGGCUGAUCUCUCGGCGUUUUACCAAUGUGAUAUGUUGGCAUAUCAAGACACACUUUACGUCCACUCGAAUCGACAAUUCUAUAUUAACUGUUUAAUAGCUGGAACUGUCGACUUCAUCUUCGGCAAUGCAGCCGCUGUGUUACAAGACUGUGACAUACAUGCUCGAAAACCCAAUUCUGGCCAGAAAAAUAUGGUGACGGCCCAAGGAAGAACCGACCCUAACCAAAACACUGGCAUUGUCAUUCAGAAAAGUAGAAUCGGUGCCACUUCUGAUUUGCAACCUGUUAGGAGUAGUUUCCCAACUUAUCUUGGAAGACCAUGGAAGGCGUACUCAAGAACAGUGAUUAUGCAGUCAGCUAUCAGUGAUGUGAUUCAUCCUGUUGGGUGGCAUGAGUGGGAUGGGAGCUUUGCGCUAAGCACAUUGUAUUAUGGAGAGCAUCAGAACACUGGUGCUGGUGCAGCUACUUCAAAGAGAGUUACAUGGAAGGGAUUCAAGGUAAUCACAAGCUCAACAGAGGCACAAAUGUUCACCCCUGGUAGUUUCAUUGCUGGUGGUAGUUGGUUGCGGGCAACUGGAUUUCCUUUCUCUCUUGGUCUGUAAAUUUGAUUAAACUGAGCAUGCGGUUGUAGUUGAUCUAGUUUUUGGGAUUUGGGUGAUGGUGUUGUGCGGCUAUGGUUGUUAUUGUUGCUCAUAAAUUAAGAGUAUAGUAUUUGCAACCCCUUGUUCUAAGAUUAUAAUAAGAAGAAUUUCGAUUUCUGAGAAA
Molecule: messenger RNA, 1962 nt
Organism: Mangifera indica (mango)
Lineage: Eukaryota; Viridiplantae; Streptophyta; Magnoliopsida; Sapindales; Anacardiaceae
Product: pectinesterase-like
Exons: 2
Coding region: 60-1799 (579 amino acids)
Biological process (GO): cell wall modification
Molecular function (GO): pectinesterase inhibitor activity; pectinesterase activity
Source: RefSeq, a predicted model, not a curated record